Messenger RNA from Arachis ipaensis, 966 nucleotides. The record is from RefSeq and is a predicted model, not a curated record. Lineage: Eukaryota; Viridiplantae; Streptophyta; Magnoliopsida; Fabales; Fabaceae.
AUGUCAUCAGACAAGUCAACAACAUCUUCAACAAACAUCAAACAAUAUCGACCAGUUACAAAGCCAACGUAUAUUUAUUGGAACACACAAAUCGAAUUAGAUUGGCCUUCAGUGAUGAGAUUAACCUUUCAUUUGCCUGGAGAGCAAAAUAUCAUCUUUAAAGACGAUGAUGAUCUUGAGAAAAUUGUGGAAGAAGAGGAAAAAAAUGUACGAUGUGAUAUUUAUUAUAUGAAAAUUUUGUUAGCUGUUCAGAGAGGUUGCACAACAUAUGAGUCUAUUAGGACAAUUAAUGGAAUUACAUAUUCUAGCUUCCAAGAUGCUUGCUAUUCCAUGGGACUACUGUGCGAUGAUAGAGAAUUCAUUACAGCUAUUAAUGAGGUAGCUGAACUUGCAUCUGGUCAUCAUUUGAGAAAAUUAUUUGCGAUGCUACUGAUAUCUAAUAGCAUUAGCAACCCAGAGCGUGUUUGGAAUGCAACUUGGACAUUAUUAGCUGCAGAGUUCCUAAAUGACAUCAAAUGUUCAGGACUACCCAAUCACAAGUUGACUUUGAAGUCAGGAGUCGCUGUAAUACUACUGCGAAACAUAGACCAGACUUCAGGUUUAUGCAACGGGACAAGAUUAAUAGUUAAUGAACUUGGCAGCAACGUAAUUGGAGUGACGGUAGUGACCGGUAAAAAUAUUGGAGAUAAAGUGUACAUUCCAAGAAUGAACUUGAUCUCUUCAAAUUCAGGGUUCCCAUUUAAGUUUCAACGGAGACAAUUUCCAUUAACAGUAUGCUUUGCAAUAACCAUUAACAAGAGUCAGGGUCAAUCAUUAUCACAUGUAGGACUUUACUUGCCAAAAUCAGUGUUCACCCAUGGACAACUUUAUGUUGCUUUGUCAAGAGUUAAGAGUCGCAGUGGCCUCAGGGUUUUAAUUCUAGACGAAGACAGCAAUCUAAAGUCAUCAACAACAAAUGCCAUGUUC